GUUGGCAAAAAAAAUUGCACCUUAUAUAACAAUAACGUUCAAGUAUGUAUCUGUAAACGCGUUUGCUUUAUUGCGCUGCGCAAUAGAAAUCCAUCGCGGAAUUUCUUUAUUUUGCUUGUUUAUAAUGAGCUUUGAUGAGCACUAUUUUGAUGACUAGAAAAUGAAAUGUCCCGCAUUGUUUUCGUAGUUUUUAUUGCAAUAAAAGCUAUUAGACUCAUAUAGAAAAGCUUUAUGAAUCAUUUUUAUCCUUUCUUCAAUUCUUUCACUCAUCUAUGCAAUGAUAAAGUGUGAUUGACAUUACAUUGGCCACGAAUGAAUAUGCGGAUUGACCUCAGUUUUGAGUGACAUUUUCUUGGUCGUUUAGGUAAACGCAUGUUUUUGUCGCAGUGCUAAACACGAACAACAAAUCUAUCAAAUUUCUUUGGGUAAGACACCUUUUAAAUGUAUUACUCUGGAAUGUGAAGAAUGGAUAUGUUUGCCUUACUCGCAUGAUCCUUAUAUUAAUGACGAACUUUCUGCCUCUGUCACGCGAUACGAGUCUAAUCGUGACAGGAGUAACCGCGCCUGGAAAGGAUUUUUUUUUACUUCAGUAGCGUACGUGCAGCUGUUUACACAGACUAUAUCACGAUUUCAAUACCAUCCUCUUGUUUUAUUGUAUAUCCUUUUAUACCAUUUUCCAAAACUAAAAUUCAUUAGCGGAGUAAUACACUUCAUUUCCAGUAAUUAUUGUCGCCUAUCUGAGAUUGAUUAUUCCUUUAAAUGUUUUUUUUUCUUUACGUGAUGUAAUUAUUCUAUAGCGUAUAAGUCUACGUGACUUGACUACGUGACGUCUACGUGAAGGCAGUAGUUUUCCACUGGCGUUCUUUUUAUGUCACAGGAACGAAAAAUGAAGUGACUAAAUCCCUUUUUAGAUUUUGCCUUCAAAAUCGUUCCUUUUACAAGCUAUUGGUACCAUCUGUUUUUGGGUACUAUCUGUUUUUGGUUGUUGCUUUUGUUUUUACUUCAGUUUAGUUGAAUACGGUUAUAGUAUUUUUUUUUUUACUUAGUGACUUCUGUAUUGAGCUAUUCUUCGACUAGCAUAACUUGUUGUCGAUAAAGAAAUCCCUUCGGUCUGUAUCAUGUGCUAGCCACUGUUGCCUGAGCAUAUUUUGUUUUUCCUUUGCAUCUGAAUAUUUGAUAGACAACCAAAACUUAUUUUAACCUUUUUAAUUGACCUCUGUGAUCACGAGACACGGGCAGUAGACUUCCGCACAACAUAGCUCAACUAGCUUUAGAGGAACAUAGGCGGACUCAGAACCACUGAUUCUAUCUAGUUCCUAUUGAAACUUUGCAAUUCAUCAAACUCAGUAUGGCUGGGGAUUUCUCUCGGUCAUGUGAGCCUAGCCCGAGAGGCCCCGAUGAGUGUAGGUCUUAUUUUGAGCCCGUGGCGCCGGAAGGAGUGGAUGUCGAUACGUUACCAGCAGACCCAAUGGCAGUUUACAGAUUUCCAAAACCGCGACCGAAGCGCAGGUUUUCGGUAGCUGUUCCCCGGGAACUGUUCAAUCCUCAAGAGCAAUACUGGGAGAAAAUGAAGCAAGACAAUAACGUGGAAUGGAGCAAGAAAAUCGUAGACCUCCCCAGAGAGAGGCUCAGCUCACUGGCGAGGGCUGUCAGCGUGGCGACAACAGGCCCCGGGGAGGGGAUACAAAGUAUGGUAUUCGAUCCCAAGCACAUGGAAUCCUUCAAGCCCGCGGAGGUGCGAACCUCCAAGACAUGCAAUGCGCUUAGUGAGUGGAGAAAGAGACAUGACCGGGCAUGUGGUAUCGGAAUAUCCCUGUACGAGUUGGAUCCGCUGACUAACCUGUGCGCGGGCGAGCCCGUGGCGGAUGUCUUUGCUGUAGUCGCACGACCGAACAACUGCAUUAUAUCGCUAGCGGACGGGGUGAGCUGGGGCACGAAAUCCCGGCUUGCAGCGCGGUCCGCGGUGGCAGGUUCUGUGCAGUAUCUCAAUCAGUAUUUGUUCACGGCGUCCAACACGCAUGACGUGUUCAACCUUCUUCUCAAGUCCUUCGAGUUUGCGCAGUCAUGCAUCAUAAAGAACAGUGCUACCAUGACAACACUGUGUACAGCGGUUGUCGCGGAGCUUGAAGGAACUAACCAAUGGGGACUCUGCGUCCUUAACGUCGGUGACAGCCUCGCUUUCGUGUAUAAUAAAAACAACGGCGUCCGGGAGAUCACUAUUGGUUCCCACUGCGAGCAGCGAGACAUGCGGUGUCCGGGGGGAUCUCUCGGUCCCGUGGACGGGUAUAACCCUGACCUGGAGAACAUGACUUUCUCUUACACCACUGUUACCACGGGGGACAUCGUCUUCCUUACUAGCGAUGGCGUCUCGGAUAAUUUCGAUCCUGUGGUGUCCCACUGUGAUCACUGCCAGGGCCCCAUAAAGUCCGCCUAUAGUGCUGACUCACUAAUUGAUCUGAUGAAUGAUACUUCAAUUCUCGAGAAGACAAGCAGGGUGAGGCGUGGCACGCCUAUCACCACACGUGACACGCCCAUGUCCUCCUCUUACUCCCCUUGGGAUGUCCCCCCUGUGCGCCUCAACAAGUCACUACACGAUAUGACCCAGGUAAUUGAGGGCGAGGCGCCUGAAGACGAACUCAGUGCUCAGCAGCUCUGCGCAAAGCUUCUCUCCCACGUGUGUAAAUGCACCAAUGAGAAACGCACAUUCCUGCAAGAAGUGGACCGUAAAGCUCCGAGCAUGAGCAAUGGGCGCCGGCGACCACGUGACAACGAGAUGUUUCGUCGGCGCGUGCAGCAACUUCCCGGGAAACUGGACCAUGCAUCUGUGGUCGCCUUUGAGGUCGGGGCCUUUCCCAGCGAACCUCUCCGACUGGUUUCCGGAGGGCCAGAAACUGUCCGGCCACCCGGACUGUUGCUAAUCGACCGGAUUCAAAACCGGUUUCGGGAGAUGAGUAUGCGUAACAGUAAUAAUUAUGAAGUGAAUAAGGAAGGAGAUGAGAAGUACAACGAACUUUACAGCCUUCUCGCCCCUGUGUGAACGAACUGUACAACUUUCUCGCUCCUGUGUGAACGAACUGUACAGCCUUCUCGCUCCUGUGUGAACAAACUGUACAGCCUUCUCGCUCCUGUGUGAACAAACUGUACAGCCUUCUCGCUCCUGUGUGAACAAACUGUACAACCCCCCCCCCCCCCUUUUGUUUAUCACAUUAUAAUAUUUUUGUUAACACAUUCGUGUGUUCGUGAGGGGUCACUGCGAAAUGGAAAUGAUUGAUAAAAUCACAGCAUAUCACUUGAGUUUUACGGAUUUUGUUUUGGGGAUUAAAAUUUCGCCCAUCGCUUUUGAUUUGCAAACCAAAAUACUUGUUGUUAAAGAUUACGAAAGCAGGAUGUGCGCAGACCAGUUUGCCCCAUUUCAAAAUAUGUUUCUCAAAUUAAGCAUUCGGUGCAACUUUUAUAGAAUAGGUAACUAGCAUGUAUUGGUAGGUAAUACACAUGUAGAUUAUGUAAAACAAAUUCACAUAUUUGUAAAGAUUGUUUAUUAGGUUUUGUACAUUGUUGUAAAUAUUUUAAUUUGAAUUUCUGCCAAAUAUUUGGCGAUGUUUUCUAGAUAAACAUUGAAUGCAAGAUAAUGUAUAUAGUAAAAUAAGCCUGUUAUUGAUAAAAUUCAAUGUGCAUUUCUAUUAUGCCCUGAUAUAGAUAAAUUAUAGACAGUAUGAAUUCAAAUUAAAAUCAAGUGUCUUAAAAA
This is a messenger RNA of Nematostella vectensis (starlet sea anemone), 3745 nucleotides long. RefSeq names its product PP2C-like domain-containing protein CG9801. NCBI's taxonomy places the organism in Eukaryota, Metazoa, Cnidaria, Anthozoa, Actiniaria, Edwardsiidae. The transcript is spliced from 3 exons. The coding region runs from base 1349 to 3037 and encodes 562 amino acids. The record is from RefSeq and is a predicted model, not a curated record.